Bicyclus anynana (squinting bush brown) is the source of this 5335-nucleotide messenger RNA. RefSeq names its product zinc finger protein 665. NCBI's taxonomy places the organism in Eukaryota, Metazoa, Arthropoda, Insecta, Lepidoptera, Nymphalidae. Gene Ontology annotation, cellular component: nucleus. Gene Ontology annotation, molecular function: zinc ion binding. The record is from RefSeq and is a predicted model, not a curated record.
AGUCACUAACAUAACGGAAAUAGAUGGCGUUUCCAUUUUUCUCAUAGAAAGAUGGAAGUGUUUCUUUAUAAUUCUACAGUUUGUAGAUUAUGUGGCGAAGAAAAUGAUAAUGGAAAUUUAUUAUAUUCCUGUGAAGAAAAUAAACAAAACUUAAGUGAAAUUAUAAACUCAUAUUUACCAAUUAAGGUGGAAGACGAUGGUGAACUGCCUCGAACUAUUUGCCCUGGUUGCACUAUACAAUUAGAAGCCACAGUUGAAUUUCUCAAUUUAAUAAUUAAUGGACAGAAAAUAAUUAGAGAAUUGUACCAAAGAGAGAGGGAAUAUAAAAAAACCAUAUUAAAUAGUUCAGACACAUCUGAUCCUUCGGAAAAAGUAUUCUAUAAUCUAAACAUUGAUAAUGGUCUAUACCAAGUGGAGCACCCUGUGUCCCUGCAAGUGGCAGGGCUUGACAGGCCCAAGAGGAAGCGCGGGAGGCCACCAAAGAAGCCCAAAUCACCAGAAGAACUUGCCAAGGAGAUCUCAACAGCAAAACUACAAAUACCAGAAAACAAAUCUAUCAUUGAAAAGAAAGAUGAUGAGGACAUCUCAGGGAAAAGGAGAAGAAAAACUCCCACUAGAUUCAAAGAAGCUGUGCAGGGUAAAGAACUCGAAAGAAUAUUCAUAGAAGUUGGAGUAAUAGAUGGUGAAGAGAGUGACCAUGAAAUAAAGAUUGAGUUGGAGCCAGACAAGCCAGUCAGCAAGGAGCCAGAGGUGAUAGGCCACAUUGAGAAGUCUGGGGAGCUUGUUGUAGUUGUGAAGAAUAAAGGACGUGGAAGGCCCAAGGGCCGUUCGAAUCAGACCCGCGAAGAAUGCGACAUCUGCGGCAUGGAGUUCAUGUCGCGCGGGCGAUACAUGUCGCACGUGGCGGCGCACGGGCCGGUGCUGUAUCGCUGCGGCUGCGACGAGCUCUUCCCCACGCGCCUGCUCUUUAACGAGCACCAGGCCACCACGCGCCACACGGGCCGCACCAUCGAGUCGCGCCCCGACCACCAAGCGAGCGUAAGUGACGGAGCGACCAUAUGUGGCGCGGGCCCGCGCUGUAUCGCUGCGGCUGCGACGAGCUCUUCCCCACGCGCCUGCUCUUUAACGAGCACCAGGCCACCACGCGCCACACGGGCCGCACCAUCGAGUCGCGCCCCGACCACCAAGCGAGCGUAAGUGCGGAGCGACCAUAUGUGGCGCGGGCCCGCGCUGUAUCGCUGCGGCUGCGACGAGCUCUUCCCCACGCGCCUGCUCUUUAACGAGCACCAGGCCACCACGCGCCACACGGGCCGCACCAUCGAGUCGCGCUCCGACCACCAAGCGAGCUCUAAAGACCCCGAAUUGACCCCAAAAUUAGAGAAAGAAACUGAGAAUGAUGAUGGUGAAAAGGUGACUACUGAUCAAACGCAAGUGACGUCGACCCCAGCGCUGCAAGCGCUGCCCGACCUGAGCGACGCAGAAGAUGCUGGAGAGGAAUUGUUAUCUAUCAAGGACCCGCUGGACAUCGCCGGGAACAAAAAUAAAAAAGUAGAGGAAGACACAGAAAUCACUAUGAAGGACUUAGUGACCGUCACCAAGAAGAAAAUCAAGUGCAACAAUUGCGACAAGGUGUUCAGCAACAGACAGAGCAAGUCUUUACAUAAUAAGGCAGUUCAUCUCGGCGAGAGGAACUACAAAUGUAACGAAUGCGAUGCGACGUUCGCGUACCCGCGCUCGCUGGCCGUGCACCGCGUGUCGCACCGCCGAGCGCGGCCCAGCCGAGGGUUCGCCUGCGACCUGUGCGGGAAGGUGCUGAACCACCCGUCGUCGGUGGUGUACCACAAGCAGGCGGAGCACGCGGCGCAGCGCUACGUGUGCGGCACGUGCGGCAAGCACUUCCGCCACAAGCAGCUGCUGCAGCGGCACCAGCUCGUGCACUCGCAGCUGCGGCCCUUCCUGUGCAAGGUAUGCAACGCAACGUUCAAGACGAAGGCGAACCUGCUGAACCACCAGCUGCUGCACACCGGCGUGAAGAAGUUCACGUGCGAGAUCUGCAAGCAGAAGUUCGCGCACAAGACCAGCCUCACGCUGCACAUGCGCCUGCACACCGGCUUAAAGCCGUUCUCGUGCAGCAUGUGCGGCAAGACGUUCAGCCAGAAGGGCAACCUGUCGGAGCACGAGCGCAUCCACACGGGGGAGAAGCCGUACCAGUGCGCGCUGUGUCCGCGCCGCUUCACCACGUCGUCGCAGCACCGCCUGCACGCGCGCCGCCACGCCGCCGACCGCGCGCACUACUGCGCCAAGUGCGGCAAACGGUUCGCGUCUCGCAACUCGUGGGCGCUGCACGUGCGGCGCGACGACUGCGUGCGACAGACGCGACUGCUGGACGCUAACAAGCAGACACACAAGCAAGUGAGCCUCCUCGUGAGCGACAAGAACAACACGCAGCAGAUCCAGCAGUCGCUGCAGAUCCAGUCGCUGCACAAGCUGGACCCGGACGAGGACAGCGAGGAGCGCGUCAUAUACGUCGCGUACGACGCGGACGACUCGCAGACCGGCGCCUUCCAUAUACUGGACCCCGAACAGGCGGUGAACAUCGAAGAGAGCCGCGUGCUGAGCAGCUGCCAGCUGUUCUCCGGCUCGUCGCUGCUGAUGCCGCGCCAGCUGGAGAACCUGAAGCUGGAGGCGGAGGAGAUGGAGAUCCAGGAGUUGCAUAUGGAGGAAGAGGAGGAGCCUGUCAGCGUUAACGAGAGCAUACCGGUGACGGACGAGGAAGGCAACCCGCUGCACUUCACGAUGCAAGACGGCACCAAACUUGCCAUCACGUCCAUCGAUGGCAAGUCGUUGCAGGUCGUCACUCAAGACGGUCAGACCAUACCGGUAGAAAUCAACGGAUACAACGAAGAAGAAGUCCACAUAGCGGGUGUGUCGUCGCCAGACAUAGACAAAUCUGCGGACGACGACUCUUCGGCCGUCACGCACUACUUCACCAUCGUGUAAACAUCACCUUAGCAGUAGGUAGCAUCAUUCGAGGUGACAGCUCAUUCGAGGUGACAGAUCAUUCGAGGUGACAGCUCAUUCGAGGUGACAGCUCAUUCGAGGUGACAGCUCAUUCGAGGUGACAGCACAAUCGAGGUGACAGCUCAUUCGAGGUAACAGAUCAUUCGAGGUGACAGCUCAUUCGAGGUGACAAAUCAUUCGAGGUGACAGCUCAUUCGAGGUGACAGCUCAUUCGAGGUUACAGAUCAUUCGAGGUGACAGAUCAUUCGAGGUCACAGCUCAUUCGAGGUGACAGCUCAUUCGAGGUGACAGAUCAUUCGAGGUGACAGCUCAUUCGAUGUUACAGCUCAUUUGAGAUGACAGCUCAUUCGAGGUGACAAAUCAUUCGAGGUGAGAGCUCAUUCGAGGUGACAGCACAAUCAAGGUGACAGCUCAUUCGAGGUGACAGCUCUGAACUGUCAUCAUUCCUAUUGUUGUGUUCGGAUCUAAAGGUUGUCGGUGAACUCGAAAAGUGGUAAUAGAAUUUUCAAAAUUGGUUCAGUAGAUCCAGAGAUUCCCCCUAUAAUACCACAAACUUUACAAUAUAUAUAUAUAUAUAUAUUUAUUCUUUACAAGUUAGCCCUUGGCUACAAUCUCACCUGACGGUAAGUGAUGAUGCCAUCUUAGACGGUAAGUCUAAGAUGGAAGCGAGCUAACUUGUUAGGAGGAGGGUGAAAAUCCACACCCCUUUCGGUUUCUACAUGGCAUCGUACCGAAACGCUAAAUCGCUUGGCGGUAUGUCUUUGCCGGUAGGGUGGUUACUUAAUUUAGUCAUUAGUAAGAUGACUUUCCACUUACUAUCAGGUAAGUGUUGUUCGGUCCAUCUGUCUUCUAUUUCCCAUACAAACGUUUAAGAGUCAAGCGGUAGGGGUAGGGUAGGGGUAGGGGUAGGGUAGGGGUAGAGGCAUAGAAGGGUACAGUAGGGAUAGAGAAUUAGUGCGCUUAUGUCAAAACGAAGCUUGACCGGAUCCGCUAGUGUAAAAUAAAAUCAUAAUAUUACCUAUAUAUACAACAAAAUAUAAAUUAUUAUCAAGUAUCAAUGCAGUUGCAGUCUUAGGUGAAUGACAUAACACAGGGUUGCCAUAACAUCGACAAUAUGUGACUCAUUUAUUUUGUUACUCUUUUAUGUCGCAUUAUCUAUUUAUCUUGAUAAAUAUUUUGUCAAUACAUAUUAUAAACGUUACAGGUUAGUCAGUGCUUUGACACAUAUGUGAAGUGCACUUCAUUUACAAGUUACGUUUUGAAAACAAUUGUGAAUAAUCAGCUUUUAUCUCAUAAUAUAGAAUUAUAUUUUAUAUGCAAUAACAUAUUUUUAAUAAUAUUUAUAUGUUAACAUUUUAAAUUUAAGUGUAUAAAAUAAAAAUAUGUAAUGAUAAUAAUGCGAUAAUAAUAUACAGUUUAAAUAUAAUAUACAAUUUUUAAAGGCAAAAAUUUGGUUUGAAUUUUAACACAGCUAAGUUUUCUAAUGUUUUAAACUGACUUAUUUGUUUUUGUAAUUGUGUACUGAAUAUUUAGGUAACUAAUUAUAAUUGCUGUAUAUUUGUAAUUAUUAUUAUUAUUAAGAGUCACAGGAGAAAUACGUGAAAAUUGUAAUCUAUACUUUUUUCUAAGAUAAAGCCGAGAUGGAUGUUAGGUUAGGUUGUUUAUUUCUUCAAUGUUAAGUUUAAUGUUCAUUGUUUUAAGAUAUUCACAUAAAUGUAAUCAUUGUUUAUAAAUAGGGCAGAAUUUAGAACAUCAAUCAUUAUUAUAGCUAUAGUCUGGCAAGUUCGUUGAUGACACUCCCAUGAUAUGCGGGCGACGGGGGACAGACUGCGCGGGUGUGAAAUCGUGCGUGCGGGGAAGUGAGGUGCAUCAGUCGUGGGUUUUCAUUCAACGCUACACGCCCCCCGGCCCGCGCGUACCAUCGGGAGUGUUACGAACGAAGUUGCCAAGCUAUAGUAGUAUUUACGAUUCAUUGGCGGAAAAGGGGGUUUUUGGUCACGGUAAAAGGCAUAUUGAUGACUUUUUUUUAAAUAAAAAAAAAUAAUUAAAAUGCUUUCUAGCUAUAUUAAGUUGAUCUCGAACACUUGAAUAGUUUUAAAGUAUUAAGCUUGCCCUAUACGGUUGUUUGUAUAUUUUUCAAAUAAUUUCAAAAGGGAAGGUUUUUUUCGAUUUUAGUGCUGUUGGUUGUAUUGUAUUGAUAGUGAUUGUUAUUUAUUUUCAUGAGAAUUGAGUUUUUAGUUGAAUAUAUGUUUAAGAUGAAUUUGAUGUAACUAAAUAUUAUUAAUAUUAAAAGAAUAAAAAUAUGAUUGACAAA